Molecule: messenger RNA, 503 nt
Organism: Hibiscus syriacus
Lineage: Eukaryota; Viridiplantae; Streptophyta; Magnoliopsida; Malvales; Malvaceae
Product: transmembrane protein 50A-like
Exons: 4
Coding region: 54-434 (126 amino acids)
Biological process (GO): late endosome to vacuole transport via multivesicular body sorting pathway; protein targeting to vacuole
Source: RefSeq, a predicted model, not a curated record
UUUUAUUUUCCGAAUCAUUAUUUCGUUAAUUAAUUAGAUCGGAAAACAAUCAAAUGGAAUUAAGUGAACUGUGGGCGAUCUUCGGUCCCGGCUGGUGGUUUUGGGUCGACGCCGUCGUUUGUAGCUCCAUCAAUGUCCCUUUCCUCCACUUUUUACCUGGAAUUUUUGCAUCUAUGGCGGCUUUGAUGUUUAAUUGUGUUAGAAGAGAAGAUAUCGAUUACUCUCCUUACGAUGACGGCGAGUGGAGGUUGAAGCUCUGGCUUUUCUUGGCUUAUGUUGUAUCCUUUGUCUCACUGGCUGCUUCGGUGGGCCUCUUGAUACAAGACUCGAUGGUAAAAUCUGGUCCUUCAGUGUGGACUGGUACUGCGGGAGUCUUACAGUGCACGUUCAUCUUAAUCAGUGGGCUGAUAUAUUGGACUUCACACACAGAAUAGUAGAUAUCUCCCAAUCUAAUCCAGCGUUUGCACGGAGCACAAAAGCGAGGCGAUGAUAUGUGCGUGUGU